AUGACAAUGGUUACUGCUGGAGUAACCGAUUCGUCGGAUUACGUUUAUUUUAUUAAAAUGGGUUUCGUGAAGGUGGUCAAGAAUAAGCAAUACUUUAAACGGUAUCAAGUCAAGUUUAAGAGGCGUCGUGAAGGAAAAACUGACUAUUAUGCACGAAAACGUCUAGUAGUGCAGGACAAAAAUAAGUACAAUACACCUAAGUACCGCUUGAUUGUUCGACUUUCAAACAAGGAUGUGACCUGUCAAGUUGCCUACUCCCGUAUUGAAGGGGAUCAUAUUGUAUGCGCGGCGUACUCCCAUGAAUUACCUCGUUACGGUAUCAAGGUUGGUUUAACAAAUUAUGCAGCUGCAUACUGCACUGGGCUGCUAUUGGCUAGACGUCUUCUCCAGAGGUUAGGUCUAGACUCCUUGUAUGCUGGUGCCACAGAAGUCACUGGUGAUGAAUACAAUGUGGAACCAGUAGAUAAUGGGCCUGGUGCAUUCAGGUGUUACCUAGAUGUUGGUCUUGCUCGUACUACCACUGGUGCCAGAGUAUUCGGCGCAAUGAAAGGUGCAGUAGAUGGUGGUCUUAAUGUUCCUCAUUCCAUCAAGAGAUUCCCAGGCUAUGAUGCUGAAGCAAAGAAAUUUAAUGCUGAAGUUCAUAGGUCUCACAUAUUUGGUCUUCAUGUAGCAGAAUACAUGAGAAACCUUGAACAGGAAGAUGAAGACUCAUUCAAGAGGCAAUUUAGCAAGUACAUCAAGCUUGGUGUUGCUGCUGAUUCUAUUGAAACCCUCUAUAAGAAAGCCCAUGAAGCAAUUAGAGCAGAUCCAUCUCACAAAAAGAAAGAAGAAAAGAAGGAUGCAGUAAAACAAAAACGCUGGAACAAACGCAAGCUGACGCUGGCUGAGAGGAAGAACAGGAUCAAGCAGAAGAAGGAGUCGUUCAUCAAGAGAUUGCAAGCAGAAGCU
Brenthis ino (lesser marbled fritillary) is the source of this 948-nucleotide messenger RNA. The record is from the annotation of a GenBank genome assembly. NCBI's taxonomy places the organism in Eukaryota, Metazoa, Arthropoda, Insecta, Lepidoptera, Nymphalidae.